AUGGAGAAUGAAUCCAUUACUUCUUCCCUCGAAUCCCCUGGCGACGAACCGAAUUGGCCACGAUCAUGGAGAGCAUACGCUUGCUGGCUUGCUUGUUUCUUCCUCAUGUCUAAUUCAUGGGGACUCGUCAACGCAUACGGAACAUUCGCCUCCUACUAUGUUGGCCAUUCAUUACGAGCAAACGACCAACUUGAACUCAACCUCAUUGGUUCAACUGAAUCAUUCAUGGUGCUGUUUCUUUCGGCACCAGUGGGGAGAUUGCUGGAUGCGGGCCAUUUCAGAGUUAUUAUUGGGGCGGGUGCAUUCCUUGUGUCUUUGGGCAUGUUUAUGCUCUCUAUUGCUCACCCAACGACCGAGGAUGCGCCAGCCAAUUACGGCUACAUUUGGGUUACCCAAGGAUUUGUUGUUGGGCUAGGGAUGGCUUGUUACUUUGUUUCCAGCUCUCAAGUCGCAGCAACAUGGUUCCCCAACCGUAAGGGCCUUGCCAUCGGAUUAGUAGCAUGCGGUGCCAGCGUAGCUGGGGUCGUGUAUCCGACUAUGACACGGUAUCUUAUUGAUGCACUAGGUUUUAACAGUGCAGUUCGUUGUAUUGCAGGCCUCGUCACCUUAACUUCUAUCUUCUCGCUCAUCUUCUCGAUUCCUAAUCCGACUCACACCCAUCCACGGCCGCAGUCAUACCGCAAGCUCCGGACAUGGAUUGACACGGACGCAUUUACCAACAAGGCCUUUUGUUGGUUCAUGACUGCUGUUUCAUUCCUUUUCUUCGGCUUUUAUCCUAUAUUCUUCAACCUGGAGGAAUGGGCCGCAGUAUCUGGCUACGGUACCCGCGACGGCAUCCCCACCCCCGUAAAAGUCAUCGACAGCAGCAACAAACCGCUCCAAACUUUCUGGCUCCUAACCAUCAUGAACGGAGCCUCUACAAUCGGCCGUCUCACCAUGGCCGCCUUCUCUGACAAAACUGGCCCUUUGAACAUGCACAUCGGCGCACAACUCCUAUCUUCCAUCCUCGUCCUCGCCCUUUGGACACUUGCUGAUUCCACCGGCGUCGCUAUCGUGUUCUGCGUCCUGUUUGGUAUCACGAGUGGCGCUGUCAUAGGCCUUCCCCCCGCCAGCGUCGCCAAUAUUCUGUCGUGUACGUAUAGGUCGCCGAGUGAGAAUGUUGUUGGGCAUUCGAAACUUGGGCAGUGGACGGGUAUGAUGUAUUCUGCUGCGGCGAUACCAUCGCUUGUUGGACCUGUUGUUGUGGGACAUUUAGUUACCGAAUAUUCGACGUAUAUUACAGUGCAGUGCUGGUCCGGUGCGUGUUUAUUUAUCUCCGCGCUGUGUAUGCUUACCGCAAGGUGGUAUUUGCCGUGUACAGAUGGGGAGCUUGUGGGUGUUAAGCUUGCGAGGUGGGUGGGGAGGCAUGGCGGACAGGAAGGAAAGUCGAGUUCAUGCGCGAGUUUGCGAUUCCAAGCGAACUUUGGGUACCAAUACAUUUGCAGAGUCUGA
Lindgomyces ingoldianus is the source of this 1491-nucleotide messenger RNA. Its product is annotated as MFS general substrate transporter. Gene Ontology annotation, biological process: transmembrane transport. Bases 1 to 1491 code for a protein of 496 amino acids. Gene Ontology annotation, cellular component: fungal-type vacuole membrane. NCBI's taxonomy places the organism in Eukaryota, Fungi, Ascomycota, Dothideomycetes, Pleosporales, Lindgomycetaceae. The record is from RefSeq and is a predicted model, not a curated record. The transcript has 4 exons. Gene Ontology annotation, molecular function: transmembrane transporter activity.